Molecule: messenger RNA, 931 nt
Organism: Drosophila montana
Lineage: Eukaryota; Metazoa; Arthropoda; Insecta; Diptera; Drosophilidae
Exons: 3
Coding region: 194-886 (230 amino acids)
Source: RefSeq, a predicted model, not a curated record
ACUCAUUGAUUUAUCCCUUUCCAUUUAAGUCGUCCAGUUCUUGUAGGGUAUUACCAAAACUGUGUCCCAGUUUCUGCAGCUCUUACGCUUCUAAUUGGGACUCACGCAGAACAAAUGUUUGACUCAUUAACAGUUUGGUUAAUUGGAGACCCAAAUAGAGAAAUCGGAAAACCGGAACGCAGCUUUGCUUAUCAUGUGUCAUAUGGAUCAUAUCGAAAUGCGACAGCCACAGCAGCACAACUCGAAAUCUUUAAACGGGAUUCUCGUUGCGAUCAUCGUUUCGAUUUCAAUCACAGGCACCUGUGGCCUUUUGCUAUUUCCUACAUCUACGGUGCUGCAGCUGACGACAUCUAUGUCGGUGCCUAUUGAUAUACCAGACGCGCGAAAGGUCUUCAUGGACUUGGGUUUUCAAAUGAAUUAUAAUUUGCCAUAUGAUCUUGCCUCAUUCUACAAUUCGACCAUUUGGUCCAACGAGCUAGAGCGUCGUAAGCGUAAUUUAAAUAACUUAACAAGCACAGCCAUGGAUCUACUAGAGGCUGAGCGUGGAGUACAUCCCAGGGAUUUCACUGCCGGCGAGCUUUAUAUGGGUAUGGAGGGCAUAUUGGAGGACUACGGCUUUCACAGAUCCUGCUUGCUGCGCAGUGUCUGUGAACUGGCACUUCAUCCCUUGACGGAUAAUCACAGUUAUAGCUAUAGCCUGAUCGUUCAGAUCAUCAGCUUUUUGCUAACGCCUUCGCAGCAUGAUGGCUUUGGCCCCAACGAAAAGUUAUAUCAAUAUCGAUAUGAACGAGCCGAGAAAUUGGGCUUCAUCGGCGGUGAUUGCCAGCAAGCUUAUCCAAAGUGUAAGUUGGAUGUGCUCAAUAUUGUCACUAAUCUAGUCGGAUGAAAUAAAAUUACUUUAAAUCUAUAAAUAAAUAACUAAGCCAGUUAA